AUGGUGAAAGAAGAUCGUUCAACCUGGAAAGCUAAAUAUACAAUGCGUUUAACGCAAUAUUUGGAUGAAUUUCCAAAAGCAUUUGUUGUUGGUGCUGAUAAUGUUGGUUCACGACAAAUGCAAAAAAUUCGUGUAUCACUUCGUGGACAUGCUGUUAUUCUUAUGGGUAAAAACACAAUGAUGCGAAAAACAAUUCGCGGACAAGUAUCAAAAAAUUCUAAUUUGGAAAAAUUAUUACCACAUGUUUAUGAAAAUGUUGGUUUUGUUUUUACAAAAGAAGAUUUAAGUUCAAUUCGUGAAAAAAUUUUAGAAAAUAAGGUUGCUGCUCCAGCUCGGGCUGGUGCUAUUGCUCCAGUUGAUGUUACUAUUCCAGCUCAAGUAACUGGUUUAGGUCCGGAAAAAACAAGCUUCUUUCAAGCUCUUCAAAUUCCAACAAAAAUUACACGUGGUACUAUUGAAAUUAUUAAUGACGUACAUUUAAUAAAAAUCGGUGAAAAAGUCGGUGCUAGUGAAGCAACAUUACUUAAUAUGUUAAAUAUUUCACCUUUCAGUUAUGGUCUUAUUAUCCGUCAAGUUUAUGAUUCUGGUUCAUGUUUUGAACCCGCUAUUCUUGAUAUUAAACCAGCUGAUUUACGUACAAAAUUUUCACAAGGUGUUCAACGUUUAGCAGCAUUUUCACUUGGUAUCAAUUAUCCAAAUCAAGCAUCAGCACCUCAUCUUAUACUUAAUGGAUUUAAACGUUUACUUGCAUUAGCUGCUGAUACUGAUGUUGAAUUCGAACAAGCUAAAACUUUGAAAGAAUUUUUAAAAGAUCCAUCAAAAUUCGCUGCCGCAUCAGCACCAGCACCAACAACUGCUGCUCCAGCUCCCAGUGCUAAACCAGAAGCAGCAAAACCGGAGAAAAAACCUGAACCCGAAUCAGAUGAUGAUGAUAUGGGUGGUCUUGAUAUAUUCGGUUAA
Messenger RNA from Rotaria sp. Silwood2, 960 nucleotides. The record is from the annotation of a GenBank genome assembly. Lineage: Eukaryota; Metazoa; Rotifera; Eurotatoria; Philodinida; Philodinidae.